UCGAGCCGCACAAUUGGCAAAAUUUCAUCCAUCAUCCAAAAGCCAAAACGACAACGACAACACACACAAACACCACACAAACAACACCAACGUGCACCAACCCCACAUCAACACCAACUGCAGCGAGUGCAGCGAACACCUCCAUUUGAGACGACAAGCGAAGCAUGUGGCGGCGUGUGGGCAGCUUCCGGUCCUCAUCGAACAAGGGCACACCGACGACAAAGCGGCGGGGCACAAGCAAAGGGCGGAAGCCGUCCAAGUCGGGGAAAGGAGGUCGUGUCAGCGACGAUGAGGACAGCGACUGGGCGUCUGCGCCCAUCACACUCAACCUUGGCAACUGCUCCCUCACCUACGACAACGGCAAAUGGCAAGGGGAGCUGAAAGAAGGAAAAACACGGGACAAAGAAGACAAGGAUGCACAUGACGCGUCCGAUCCCGCCACAAAGGAACACAUCCGUAAGCUCGAGGAGGAGAACAGGUUACUCAAGUUCAAGGUCGAGGUCCUCGUUGACAUGCUGACACUUGCGAGGGCAGAGGCGGAAAACCGGAGAUGAGAGGCGUUGCUGGCUUUUUUUUUUCCUGGAUGCUGUGACAACCAUUGUACAUAUGCUCUGUUGUGCAAAGGGAUGGAAGAGUGGAGAGGAGUGGAGGUGUUCGCGACAGAGUGCGUUGUGUUGUGUAUGUGUGUGUGUGUGUGUGAGUGAGAAACGUGUGUGUGUGUGUAUGUGUGUGUGAAUGUGACGGCUUCCAUGCGGUGCGGGCCAUCUUCUUUUUGUUUGGGUGUAGUAGAUGAACGAUAAACGAAGGCAGUA
Salpingoeca rosetta is the source of this 812-nucleotide messenger RNA. RefSeq lists its product as uncharacterized. The record is from RefSeq and is a predicted model, not a curated record. NCBI's taxonomy places the organism in Eukaryota, Choanoflagellata, Craspedida, Salpingoecidae. The transcript has 3 exons. The coding region runs from base 165 to 554 and encodes 129 amino acids.